Molecule: messenger RNA, 1392 nt
Organism: Cryptomeria japonica (Japanese cedar)
Lineage: Eukaryota; Viridiplantae; Streptophyta; Pinopsida; Cupressales; Cupressaceae
Exons: 4
Coding region: 1-1392 (463 amino acids)
Molecular function (GO): ADP binding; protein binding
Source: RefSeq, a predicted model, not a curated record
AUGGACGUCUCUAACGUCCUUAAUGGAGUACUUAAUACAGUUGCGGACGAGAGUAUAAAGAAACCGUAUAGAGAGGUUAAGAACCUAAGGAGUUUACGUAGCAAUGCCGCAUGCCUCCGCGAGGUGAUAGAUCGUGUGAAAGGCAUAGGAGAUGAUAUUAAGACUCUGUUAAGUGGGCCAGGUCGACAGCCUAAGCGAGUCGUGAGGAAUUGGCUCAACACACAGAAGCGAAUCGUCAAAUCUGCUGAAGAGGUGCUUCAACAUCGAAAAGUCCUUAAUUCUCUAGGGAAUAUAGAUAGGCAUCUGAAGACAAAGGAUUCAGAUUUUCCCACGAAUGGAGAGCUGGGGGAGCUUCCAGGGGCGCUGGUACAGCCCGUGGAGAACGAGCUUGUUGGCAAAUUUGUUCACGAGAAGCUGCAGAAGCUGGAGACGUGGCUGCUCAAAGAUGAUUCUGUUCGUGUCGUUGGAGUCUAUGGAAUGCCCGGCGUGGGAAAGACGUCCCUGCUUAAACACAUCAACAAUAAUGAAAAGGGAACCUUCCCAGCUGGUGAGGAUCAGAAUAUGGAUAGCGAGAUUGAGCCCUUGGUCAGAAGCAUUGCAAAGGAAUGUAAAGGACAUCCCCUAGCCAUUAAGACGCUUGCUCGGACAGUGCCGGAUCUUCAGAACAGUACGCCGUCCGAAUGGGUAUAUGUUCUCAAGCAGCUAAAGGCGAUCGAUCCAAAGUUUUAUCGCAUUCAUCGAGAGAUUGUGGAGGAAUUAUUCAAGCGGCUGAAUGACUCUGUGUUGAGCUGGAACACAGUUGAGGAGGUCCUAGAGAGCUUUCUGGAGAAGCUGAAUAUGUUGAAGGUGCUUGAUCUCAGCAACACGCCCAUCAAAUUCUUGCCAAAUUCCAUCCACCAACUGAAGCAUCUCCUCUAUCUGCAGCUUUCAAAUACCCAGAUUAAGGUAAUCCCUCAUCAAACAUUUGAGCUGAGUAGACUGCAGUUUUUAGAUCUUUCUUUCUCCUCUCUAAAGAAUAUUCCUUUCAUGAUAAAAAGGCUGAAAAGUCUCCAAACUCUUAAGUUAGCCCACUGUUAUGAUUUGGAGUUCGUUUCAGGCGACAUAUCACACCUUACUAGUUUGGAAGAGCUUGACUUGUGGAAGUCGACAAUGUUUGGAAAUUCACGGGAUGUAAGAGGAGGAGGAGAAUCAAGGGAGGCCUCAUUGCAAGACGUAUGCAAACUCCAUCGCCUCAAGCAUCUGCGUCUAAUCCUAAAAUCUCAAAUUGAGGAGAAAAGCGUGGGGAAUCUUGUGGAGCUUCAAGAACUUUGGCUACUUUGGAUGCCCGAAGUUCAUCAGACAUAUCUGCCCACUGACGUGCGGGCCAUGCACAGUUUGGAGAGGGCCAUGUGA